AUGAUCUUGGCGAUCGUUGCUUUAUCCUUCAUUACUUUUGCUGUAACAUCCCACUUUCUCAAUUUAUAUGGUUCUUUUUUAGAUACCGCUUCGUCAACCAUUCACACCAGAAGUGAGAGCAUUCUUUUGAGAGCUGAACGUCCACCACUGCGUGUAGCAAUAUUUACAGCUGCAGGCAAUGGCAAUCUUGGUGAUAAUUUGCAAAUACAUUCAUGGACGAGCCAUUUCAAUGCGUGGAACAUGAGAAAGUAUGGUGGUAGAAGGAAGAUUGAUAUUUAUUCGUUGUCAGGAGAGUUUUGCUGCUAUCCUUUCGACGACAGGAGGAAAUUGGUUGUGGAUUCGUUAGAGUCCUUAACUCAGUUCCUAUCUAAACACCAACCACAUUAUAUGAUAAUUGGUGGAGGUGGAAUAUUUGGUCAUCCUCAUAGACCAUUUGACACACGCAAUGUUACAUGGAGUCAAGUUGUAGCACAAUUUCCCAAUGUCAAAUGGAUCAUUGCUUCUGUGGGAGCAGGGGAGGACAUCAGUGAGGAUUUGACAGCAAGGGUUUCAUCGCUCAUCGAUCAUGCAAAGGUUGUGACAGGAAGAGACGGGCCAUCUCAACAAAUGCUGCAAAAGCACAUUUCCGACAAGAAUCGGCGUGUGACAUUGUUACGAGACCCUGUAUUAGUUGAUGAAGAGCAUUUCCCGUUUCCUCCCAUCUCAAAUGAUUUUGAACAUGAGGGUGCCUCUUCGAAACAAACAUGUUGGAUAUUAAGGAAGCCUCUCACUGAGGAGUUAGUUUCCUUAAUGAAACCCCACAUUAAUCUUGAAAAAGAUUUGCUUCUAGCAAUGGAAGAGCAGGACAAAGUUUUAGAUAAUAUCUUCCACAGAAAACAUAUUUCUGUUUUUCCCACCGGUGGCCAAUGGCUGUGGGACAACUUGCAAAAGCAUUGUGCAUACGUUGUUACUAUGCGAUUUCAUGGAGCAAUUUUGGCGUUCAGGUCACAAGUUCCCACUUUAGCGAUUGAGCCUCUGUCUCGCAAGAUUAUUCAGCUGUACCAGGAUGUUUAUGGAAACACGGAUUGUGUCAUGACUCAUAUCAACGAAAAAGAGUUUGCUGAGAAAUUUCACAAGUGUCGCUCCGUUAACCCAUCUCCAAUCGUUCCUGUGCUUAAAGAAAUGAGAAAACAAUUCGACCAGUUUAUGGACACAACAUUUGACUAA
Messenger RNA from Naegleria lovaniensis, 1206 nucleotides. RefSeq lists its product as uncharacterized. The transcript has a single exon. The record is from RefSeq and is a predicted model, not a curated record. Lineage: Eukaryota; Heterolobosea; Eutetramitea; Acrasida; Naegleriidae. Bases 1 to 1206 code for a protein of 401 amino acids.